AAUGCGAUGCAGUCGUGACGUUUAUCAUCGCCUUGUCCGAUGGACGUCUCCGCGAGUGUUUCGAGUCGAUUGAGAGUCGCUGUAAUCGUACGCGUCCAUUUGGAUACGAUCCGCGCUCUGGUCUCGCUUUCGUUUUUGCAUCCCGACCGGGUACCCAGCGUUAAUCUUUAUUUUUUCCGUUUAUUCGUAAAACAAAAUAGUUUCGUUAAGGCUUGCUGACUGACGGUUAUAGAAAAAGCUCCGCUCCACGUCAUUACACGGAAUAACGACACAUUGACAACGAAAAGUCAACAAUAACAAAUCAACGACAGCAAAAACCAUCAACACGAUAUUAUUUUCGUAAUGCGCGAUAGUCGUCGCGUAGAUUACGACGUCGCGCGUACACGAAAAUAAUAUACGACCGGUACGGACGCACGCGCACGAGCCGGCAUGCAAUAAUACACCAGUUACCGGCGUACCGGGCGGCAAUUUGAUUUCAGUCCUUUGCUGGGACGGACAGAGUGUCGCGCACGAGCUAUCGUCAACGCUCGUUGUCGUACUGAUCAUAAUAUUAAUAUCCGUUUGCUGCAGCGGAUCCCGCAAAAACAUACUACAGGCCGAGUAUUGGGACACGUCGUGACGACUGCAAUCCACCGGACGGUUUAAUUUAUUUUUGUAUAUUUACUGAAUCUCUCGGGAAGCGUGCGGACCCGUAAGCGUUGGCGUCGUCUUCGACACCAUGUGAUGCCGCCGCGGACGGUGUACGACGGCCGCCGCCGCCACCACCACCACCACAGUCGCCGCUGCCACCCCUGACUCGCAGGGGUGGCGACGGCGUGCCGCCGCGGUCGGUCGCAAUGUUCGUCGGGUUCUUCAGAAAACCCGUUGGCCGCCAGUACGUGGCUGCAUUUGUCGGUAAGUUGUCUCACGUUAUUGUUUGUUUUUUUCUAUUAUUAUUAUUAUUUGGAUGGGGCCUCGGUGUCAAUUUUCUGCUUUAUACGCGCGUUGCUGACUCGAUAAUAAUAAUUUUACGUUAGCGAAAAUAUCCGAGUUUAAAUAGGCGUGCAAUACACGGGCGGUGAAGGAAUUUUAUGGGUUUGGCGAGCGAAAAAAAAAGCCAUCAAAUUGGCGGCCCCCCCGUCGUCGAAUUCAUUAGUGACAAUCCAUUAAAAUAUAAUAAAUAUUAUGUUAGUAUUAUAGACGGGCAUAUAAAGGUGUGCGUCCGCACCUGAGCGCAUUCGACGAACUCUCGAACGCAAACAGAAAAAAUAAAAUAAAAAUUCUCGUAUACGAUCGCAGCAUGUUCAAACGAGGACUUUUUCGUUUGCGUUCGAUACGCCAAAAUUCUUCUGAACGAUGGCGACGGAUCGAGUUUGCCCGAAUUAUCAACAACGUUCAUCGCGCGUAUUAUAUUUAUAUAUAUAGGUACAUGAAUAUUUAACGUUCGGACAAUUAUAUUACACCUAUAUAAUAACGUUACGUGUGUCAAAAGGUCAUCACUACUGGGCGCGAUUUUAAGCCAACUACCGAACGUGAUGAGUACACGUCACGACGUUUAAUAUAAUAUUUUUUUCGGUACCGCACGCUCGCGCAAAUAAAAUUAUAUUAUCUACGCAGUUCGGACGUCGUCAUCGUCGUAUAUUUAAUCGAAUAUGCAUAAUAAUUAAUUAGGGAGUUUUACGCUUAAUUAAAUAACUUGUUUAAAUUAUUAACACAAAGUUUCCGCGCUCCCUUAUAUAAAUUCGAUUCGCGAGCGUCAUCGUAGUUUUAUUAAUGAUUAUAUUACGCACCCGCGGGUAUACGGCGGCAUGGAGAAGAUCGUGCAAAUAAUAAUAUCAUUAUCCUCAUGAUCGUAUCGUAAUAUGUAUUGUACGGUUAGGUUAGGUUAAGACGGCCCACGUAUAUAGUUUAUAACGUAUUCCGCGAUUAAAAAACGUGUUUGUACUGUAGGCAAAUAAAUAGUAUAUAUAUAUAUAUACAUUAAUAAUUAACAAAUAUUUGAUUUCGAAAUAUCUAAAAAAAAAAUUCAUAACGCUUGUUAUAAUCGUCGACUUUAAAGAUUAACCAAUUAUUCUUGUAUACUACUGCGUGUACAUCACAAUCAAUAAAUAAAUUAACACCCGAGAGAUUAGACGGGUUUCUCAAUCGCAAUAUUAUAAUACUUGUAAAAAUGGUCUUUUCUUUUAAGAAAACGAAUAAAUGUAAUUAUUCCAAAUAGGCACGAACAAAUUUGAAAAUUUGCACGGUAGUGGGGACAAAUUAUUACUAUUGAUGAUUGUCAUCGAAAUCCAGUUAAAUUCGAAUACGGAUAUUUAUACCGUUCGAAACGUUGCACUGUCGAUACACGAGUAAUAUAAUAUUGCGUGCAAAUGUGCAUUGACGAAUACCGUAUAUAACAUUGCAAUAAUAGUAUACGACAAGGUAAAUAAUGGCGCAAAGCUAAAUGAUAAUUAUAAUAAGGCUGAUACCGUUGUUGCAUAAAUAAUACCUUGUAACUCAAAAAAGUGAUUUUUCCAUUGCGUACCUAACCUAUAAAUAUACACCAUAUUAUAUUUUGACAAUAAUAUUAAUGACGGAUAUGUGUGAUAAUGUUUCGACAAUUAUAUUCUCCUUGGAUUUUUCGGUUUUUUUUUUUAUGUUUUCUCAUAUUUAUCUCAUACUUUUGAUGAUACGAGGUAUUCGUACUGCAACAACGAUACGUACACAAUAAUUAGUCUUGAUAUUCACUGUGAAAAAAAAAUGUUCUCUUUUAAUCAAGACGCACAAUAGUAAUGUAUUAUAGUUGAAUCCAUUCCGAGUAGGCGGAUUCACAACAAUCAUUGCAAUAAAUGCGUGACUUCCUACUGUAUACACAUGUAGGUAUACACAUGAAUUGUAUUUAUUAACAAUUUAUAUGUGUAUAUCAUAAUAGCAAUAAUAUACUAUAAUUGUUAACAAUAACAAUUCUAUGGCAAUAAUUUAUCUGCCAAUUUAUCAUAAUUGGAACGGACGGACUACACGAAAUAUUUUUCGAGUUCACGAUUUCGUUUCAUUCAAUCUCCAUUAUUAUUAUUGUACGGUUGCAAUCUCGACCAUGAUUCGUUGUUAAAUAUUUUAUGAUGUUAUGCGAGAAUAGAAAAAAAAAAUUAAAAUUAAUAAAAAACCGAUUAGGGUUUCGGUUAAACAUUUUGCAGUUUUCCCGAAUAUUAUAAAAUUAUUGAAAAUCAUAUUACCCGUAACUUUAUAAUUUUUAAUCUCGAUACAAUAUAAUCAAUUUUUCGAUAAUUUGUUUACAGUAUUUUUAACAUUUAACGUUAUAGUAAACUUUUAAAAACCGAUUUCAUAUUACCUUCGAUUUUUUAGACUGGUAUUUGUAUACAAUAUACAUAAUAAUCCUUAUAAUGUAUAACUAUAGCGUCUCACUCACACAAUAAUAUAGUUUUACCGGUUAUCUCAAUAAUACGAAAAAUUCGAUUGGUUCUUGUGUGAGUAAGAACGAAAUCAAAUUUCGAAUUUGAUAACUAUAUAUUAUGAUUAUAUUAUAAAAAAAAAUCCAAAACUAUCUUGCAAUUUAAUACAUUUUUAACGUUUAAAUACCGUGUCGUAUAUAAUCAGGUUUUGAUAUUCGUUGAUACACUGAUUAAAUCCGUUUUAAAACGAAAUAAACGGAUUAUUUGUGUAAUCCGCUUAAUUUUUAAUCCAGAUUAUGUGGAUUGGUCAUUCCGGCACUAGUAUAACAUAAGUAUGACAUAUAAUAUUACAUGAAUAUUCUAUAUAGAUGUAAUCGAGGACAAUUUUUCUUUUUCAUUACGAGUCAUCAUUUGUAUUACACAGAUAUAGAUAAACGCGUACGACGACGUUAUACAAAAUUAAAAUAAUAAUAAAAUCAUUAUAAUAGACGACAUACGUACGUUCAUGUUAUUAUUAUUUUUUUUGUUUUUUAUCAGUAAUAUACAUACCGUAUUAUAUAUAUUAUAAUUGAUUUCGUUUAGUGAUGUUCUCCAUAAUAGUUUCUUCGUAUACAUAUACAGGGUGAUCUAUUUACUAUGAAUAAAGACCGGAUUUUGUGCAGCUAAUACCUGAAAAAUAUGCAAUUAAAAUGCUUAAAUGUGCAAAAACAUGCAAACUUAAAUUUUUGUUGUAUUUGACAGUCUGAUUUAAAUUCAGGAUAUUUUUCAAUCCAUCACUUUACUAUCUAUAUUAUCUUUAUGGUCGUAUAUCGGUUAUAUUCAUACAUCGUUGUUAUUUUUAUUAUACCGUAUUAUUUUUUGACUUAAUAAAAGUCCGGUUAAAAUGAUUAAUUAACAUAGAUUACAAUGUAGUAUAUGUAUAAUACCUUUAAUAACAGAUUAAUAUGAAAAAUAAAAAGACGUCCUAGGAUAAUGGGGACGGGUGCAGCCACUGUUAUAGAUAAUUUAAUGUAUACCUGUAAGCAACGAUAAACCAUUGCUUAGGAAAUAACGAUUCUGAGCAGAGUUCAGUUGAUAAUGAUGCUUUAUCAACAAUAUAUGUCAUUUUAUAGCAAAAUAAUUAAAUAGGUUUUAUAUAAUAAUAGUUGGUAUCAAUAUUUUUGUUAAAUUUUGAAAGGUACCUACAUAUGAAUAUGUAAAAUAUUUAAGAAAAAUGUAUUUACAUAAAAAUCCGUGCCCUGGUUAUAAAUAAGUCAUAAACGCAGUGAUGGCGCCAAAACAUUUUAUCUUAGGUGGGUCACUUUGAGGCUAAUGAUUUUUAGGAUUGGCAGAAUUAUAUAUUGUUCUUUUUAUACACAAAUGAGCACCUCUCUCCGUUCUUUAUCUUUCCCUGUCUUAAAAAAAAUAAAUGACAUAUUAUGAUUAUAAGUAAUUUAAUGUUAGUAAAAAAAUAUUUUUCGUGAUACAACUUUACUCUUUUCAAAUUUAUAGUUGAAUAACCAACAUUUCACAGCACAUUAACAAAAACAUUAUUAGUUGUGUCUAUAUAUUGUAACUGUCUUUUUUUAAAAAAAACCCGAAAGUUUACAAACCGAUAACUUUACUUGUAUUUAUAUAUUAACAAAAGAUAAUUUCCUCUGUGCUACGGGCAAUUUCAAACAAAUUGUAGAAAGUUAAGAAUUAAGGAUUCAUCAUUAUUAUGUAUUUGUAACAUCAAUAUUUGGGUUCAAAAUAUAUUUAUUAAAUGGUCACGUCGAAUUUCGUAAAAAGAAUCUAAUUUUUUUUUAUUUUAGUUUUUUAAAGAACACAACAAAUUUAAAACGGAGAAUCUAGGAAUUUUUACAAGAAAAAAAAAAUUUAAAAACAUUGAACAAAUCAAAAGAUAUUUAGAUGCCAGAUCUUCAUAUUGGACCUUACUAGUGCAAGGUCCAAAUGAGUAAUCGCAGUAAACAUAUUAGGUAGGUACCUAUUAGUAAGAUGAAGGAAUUCACCUUUUAAUCUAUAACACUCCCUGUGGAAGGAGAUCAAAAUACUUCCAUGGUACCUAUUAUUGUCGUAAGAAGUAACAAUUGGGUUACGUUAAGUUUAAAGUUGAUAGCCGGUGAAAAAUUGUGUCAAAUAACAAAAUACAUUUUUAGCCAAAGACGAGACGAAGGAGAAAAAGAAGAACUAAGUUAAACAUAAAAAAACCGCCACCUCUUAGGGGUUGAAUUUGGAGAUGAAAAGUAAACUUCUUCCUGUUUUGAAGAUCAAGUGUACGAAAUAUUAUCGUAAUAAUUGGAAUAAAAAUGUAAAUUUCUACAAAAAGCCAUUGAUUAUUACAUUUGUUAGACCUCCGUGGACAUUCUGUAUAAUAUUUUUCGUUAAUAUAUUAUAUUAACUAAAACAAUUAUUUGUGUAUUAUCGGAUAUUCUCUAUAAUUUGUUAUGCAUUUAUAUUUUGAUAAUACAACAAAUUUUAUUGUUCUUUGAUUGAUUGCGUUGACAAGUGUUACUUGUUGGCAAUCUUGUUUAAAACACUUUUGACAAAUGUGUUCAAAAUACAUUUUUAAAUACUUGUGUAAAUUGUAUUCGAAAUAUAUACAAAUUUAAAGAUAUUUAAAUGCAAGGAUUUGAAUAAAAAUAAAAAACUUAUUAAAAUGUUUAAAAUAAUUUUUCUUUUUUUUUUAUAAUACUUUUAAUACGCUUUGAAUGAUUUCCGCAUUCAAAAAAUUACAAAUAAACGCUUAAACUUAUUAAGAGUAUUUAUAAAGAAGGUUCGAGAAUUUCAGAUGUCGCAUUAUUAGCAUAUUUUUUAUUAUUGGUCGACUUUAACAUUAUUAAAGAGUUAUUUUAACAGUUAUUGAGUCAUAACAAUACAUUUUGAAGAAAUCAUAUUACAAAUUCGUAGAACCAUUAUAAAAUAUUAUUUAAAAAAUCAAUUAACUUUCUCUGUUUUCCUACGUUUUUGCACAAUUAUUGAGAAAACAAUAAUGAAAUUAAAAAUCAAGCUUUUCGUGUACAAGCUAGAUCCAAAAUUCCACAAGGACGCUGUCUUGUCAUUUUUUGAUCGGAGUAAGAUUUCUGGUAGAAAAGUUGUUAAUAUCAAAAAAAAAGCUGAUACUAGGUAAGGGUGUGGUCACUGUUUUAGGUGUGUAGAGGGAAAGGUGGGAUAUAUAAAGUUAUUUAAUUUAUACCUGUAAUUAGCGAUAAACCAUUAAUAAUGGAUAUAACAUGUUUUGAUAGGCCGUAAUAUUUACGAUUUUCAUCAAUAUUUAAUUUUUAAAACUUAUAAAGAAAAAAAAACUACAUUGAACUAAAUAAUUUUUUUUUAUCACUAAGUACAAGUGCAGCAAAAAAGGUCUCUUAUCGUUUAUCUAUUGGAUCAAUAUUUCUGGUAGAAAACAUCGUGUAACAUAAUAAAAACAAAGAAAACGGUAACGCCGCAGCGCAUCAUAAAUAUUUACCGUUUUACCGAGACUUUUCUUUCGGGGUUUUCCCUACUAUUUUGAAAAUCCCUUGAAAAAUUAAUCUGUAGUGCACCAACUAGACACAAUUUACUCUCAGAAAAAUACUUAUACUUUUUAUAUCGGAGCAAAAUUUCUUUUCGAAAAGUUGUUUACAGAUAGAAAAAAAAAAAAAGGCACACCAAUUGUUAAACUAAUAAAUCCCUCGUUACGUUCGGACGUUUUUGGGAAAUCUAAAAUACAAAAAAAAAAAAAACGCUCAUAUCAUAGUUAAAUAAAUACGAAAUCGUACAUCGAUACGAUUAUUAUACGGUAUUAUAAUUUACUAUACCUUUUUUUUUUUUUUUUUUUAAUUAGUUGACUAGUUAUCUUAAUUAUCAUAAUUAUUUAUUUGUUUUAAUUUUACUAACUUUAUCUAUAACAUUUCUCACGUUAUCUAAAGUCGAAUAUGUCAUAUGAAAAUUAAAUUAAUCGAUACGAUCAGAAUCUAAAAUGUGGGUGAUAAAAUUUGUAAAAAUUACAGCUUUCUCUUGUAUCUUUUAAUUGGUUUAAGAUUCUGGACGGAGAGAGGAAAGUUUCGGUUUUACAAUGAUGUUUACUAUUUUUAUUUUUUCAUACUGUGUACGACAAUUUCACCAGAAAUCUUUCUAUGAAAUAUCAAAUGUAUCAUCUGUUCUGAAAGGGAGUUUAUUUUUAAUUUUCCCAAAAAAAAACCGGUAAACAGUGUAAGAAAAACGAAUAAAUUUGCGAAAAUAAUACUUUACUUUAUUAUUUUAAAUUUUGUUUUUUGAAUAUUAUUAUUUAGUGAAAAAAAUACUCAAGAGUAUAUACGUUACAGAACACACGUAAAGUUAUUACUGAUCUAAAAGUUUUAUCGUAUAAUCAUAUACGAUGAAAUUAGAAUAGCAGGUAGUUUAAUUUAUGUCUGUACGCGACGAUCAAACGCUAUUAACGAAAAAAUAUUCGGAUGAGCGAUGUUCGGAAAACAUCUUUUGCACGUUUUUGUAGCGGAAUUCUCACUUCGAUUACCGGUUAUUUUUAGUUACAGUAAUUUUUUGAUUUGUCAAAUUGGUACAUUACAUAAGAAAUUUUUUGAUUUUCAAAGAGGUUUUCGAAAUAAUCGGAAAAACUGAAAGAAAAUUAUAGGUAAAACGGCAAAUAUUUACGGCGCACCGUAGUACUAUCAUUGUAAAUCGGAGCAAAAAUGCUGGUAGAAAAGUCAUUCAUAGGGAAAAAAAACUGACAUGAUUUUCAACUAAUAACUAGAUUUCGAAAAUUUAUUUUCCUCUGUUUUUUUUUUCGGUUUUUCUUAUUUGUUGAGAAAACUCCUGGGAAAAUCGUAAAGUAACGCUCCAUUCAGAAUCUAAAAUUUGACACAUAACUAAUUUUUUUAUCUUUUUUAUUUAUGGUAUUUUCUUAAAAACUUUGUGUUUUGUUUUAAUGGUAAUUUGAGAGUUAUUCAAAUACGCUAUCGCUUAUCAGAGCAUAUGAAUUUAAACAAUAUAAAUCGAAAAACGAGUGUGUAAUAUGCAGCACAUAAUAAAUUAAAAUAUGAGUAUAUUAUGUACUUUUAUAGCACUUAAAAGCUACAUACUGCUAAUAUAUGUUCUAAGAAGUAAAAAACUGUAAAACAUAAAAAUAUGUGCAACAUAAAGUUUAAGAUUUAGAUUCCUUCCAUGAUGAGCAGUAUUUACAAUUAACACGACUAUACUGGUUAAUACGAGUAUUUUAAAAAUAAUACAAAAGUGUUAGAAGUCCCAAACUCUAGCUAUAAGUUUAUAUUAUUUGUGCCCAUAUGAAAUAUGAUUCCUGAAACCACCUUUGAUAACUUGGUGUUUUAUGAAUAAUACUAGAUUGUAUUGACUCAGUAUUGUCGGUAACAUAAAAUAUAUAUAUAUAUAUAUAUACAAUUAAUGCACUUUUAUAUUCGAAUUUAUUAAAAUACGUUUAACUGAACUUCGUUCAGAAUUGUUUUUCAUAUGUAACAUAUAUAUAUCUAUGGUAGCUUGUAUUUCGUACCACUUCCCACUCCAUGACAUGUCCCCACCCGUGGUGUGAAUUAUAUUGUUUUUUUUUUUUUUUGUAGUUUAUUGUUGGAAGUUGAAAAUCAAGUGCACCGCUCGUUUAAGAACAUUUAAAAAAUGCAGGCGUUAGAGAAAUUUUCAUAUAAUUUUUUUUCCACAUGUAUACCCGCAUAGAUUCGGCUGAGAUUUUCAAUAUAAAAAUAAACAUUUUUGAGGACGUAUAAGUCGUCCACGGCUUAAAUGUUUAGAAUAUCAAAAGCCGCGUAUCAUAAAUCAAAAACUGUUUUUUCAACCCUGUUUCUGUCCCUGUCUCUUAUGCUGCAUGCAAGCAAAUCCCUUUUGACCACGGAACGGGGUCGUGAAAAACAUUGGCGGUGACGCCCGCACUACCCCGUAUAUAGGAAAAUUCCAUUAACCCAUUACGAGUUAAUGGCCGGUGUGCUCUGGGCAGCACAAAACCAUCCCUUCGGGUAAACUGUUCGCAACACACGGUGGCCUACAUCAUAAUUUCGUGUAAAGGAAAAAAAAAACGGUUAUUUUAUCACGAUAUAAUAUAGCUAGUGGUCGUCACCUAUUGGCCUCACUUUAGCACCAGGCUAUUUGAGUCCAUUAACCGAAUAACACUAUUAUUUUUUUUUUUUUUUAAAUACCUAUUUGCUAAAAAAAUAUUUAUUGAGAUUUCAGGUAUUAUAUGAUACAAUUUAUAAUAAUAAAAUAAUAUACGGGUAUUAAAUAGAAAAAUUGUAUUUAAUAGAAACAAAGUAGUAAAAUAUUUUGAUAACCUAGGUACGUUGAUAUAUUUUUUAUAAAAAUCUCAAAUUAUUAAUCUCUAAUUUAUCUACGUGAUAAGAGCAAAAUACCGGUACCGUAAAUUCGUAUUUGUAGCACGUUUUUACGUACAUAUUUACUUUAAUUAUCUAAUUGUCAAAUGAUCCCAUUAACCGAUAUAUGAGUCUUAUAAAUUGACGAAAUGUUUGCUGUGUAUUAGUAUACGUGCACAUCGGGACCAGCCGUUUUGAAGCCUAAUAAGCGAAUGAGUCAAUUAAUCGCGAGUCCAAUAAGCGGCGAAAUAUACAGAGUGAGAACGAUUUAUUAUUUAUCACGAUCUAACGACUGGAAUAUUAUUUAUACGAAGAUUUAGAGUAAAAUAGAUGUUGGUAUUAUUUUUUCAAUUUUUAUUCACGGAACCAUUUGAUGAUUUUAAAUUUAACAUACAUUUCAUAAGGAUUAGCCGCAAAAACCAUCGAGUUUUGAUUUUCAAAUCGUAGAUAAUCAUCGUAUCGUGAUGAAAAAUCUUGCUGUAUAUCUAUAUACAAUACACAUACUGCAUUAUAUAGUAUUACGUAAACACCGUUGUCAAAUAAUCAUUCAUGCAACUCAUCUCUGUUGUCUGUUAUUCAAAACUGUCAUGAUGAAUUUUCCUCAAGGAUUUCUGUUGGUUUCAUGCGCGAUAUAUUAUAAUAUAUUAGGAUGAUGAGUAUAACGUAAGACAUUCAUUAUCUUGGAUCAACCUUUUUUGAAAUCAUUUAAGAAAUAAUUAGUACCUAAUUUUGAUUUUUAAAUGACAACCUAUAUUAAAAAUUCCAUAAAUAGAUAGAGUAUUAGUCCGAAUCAAUUUUGGUCUUGUAGUUUUUAAUAUUUUCAACCUGUUGGCGAGGGGAGAGUAGUGAUGCAUCGUUUAUGUGGUGGCACAGCACGCGGCGUUGUAACAGUGUUCCGCCACUCACCCCCACCUAAAUUUAAAAGCGUAAAAUCUCGUCAAUGGAUUGACGUAAAUCAGUAAUAUUAACACCAAAAUUUAAUUUAAACCAAUACUCCAUAUAUUUAUGGAAUUUUUAGUAUAGUUUGCCAUUUGAAAAUCAAUAGUAAGUAAUGGUUUUAUCCCUUGAAACAUGAGUAACAAAAAAAAAAUUAACUGUAUUAAUUUAAAGCUACUUAUUUUUUUAAAUGUACUGAAAAACAAUAUUUCGAAAAAAAUUAAUAUUAUUCGAUAUAAUGAGUGUCUCACAUUAUGUUGAUCACCCUGUAUACAGGGUGUCCCGGUUUUCUCUCCCCAACACCUUUCGACUUUCGUCCGUAGAUCAGUGUGGUUUUUCCUGUACCCUAACGGAUAUUAUUAUAUAUUAUGGUAGGUAGUAACUCCUGGUUUUCCCUUCCCGAUUUUUAAUAGCCAAACACCGACGGUUUCGCAUACAAAUACGUGCGUAAAAAGACGCCACAGACGGCUUUGUAAAAGCGAAAAAUACGCGCAGGCCGUGAAUUUAUAUUUCCAUUUGGAAAUCGUUAUAUUUAUUCCUAGCUGCAAGUUAUACCUUACCUCGUAUAUUAUAAUAUUAUAUUAUAUUUGCGACAGAGCGGCGGCGGGCAAGUGGUUUUUGUGUGCGGUUUUUUCGUAACACCGGAUGUGAAAAAUGGACGAAAUAAUCAAAAAGUUCGUGAAAAGUUAAUAUCGCUCGGUUGUUUUUAGCCGGCUCCUGCAGUUAAAUCCGGCCGCCACCACGCCGACCCCCUCCCUCCCUGGUCGACUCGUAAAUCUUCUCUGUACCAACGUACCUACUGCACAGCCACACAACUUUUUAACCACAAAAAAAAAAUGUUUUGUGUUUUUUUUUAUAUUCCGUAGUAUAUAUUACAUUACAAUAGUAGACACAAUAAUACAAUACACGAAACUGUUUGGCUGAGUAGUUUUUUUCAACAACUUAAACAGUUACUAAUUAGUUUAAUCCGUAUAAUAUCAUAUAAUAUACGUUGAAAAAUAUUUUUAAAUUUUUGAUGGUUAGCAAAGAAUAACUAUUAGUUUUGAUAAGAUAUAUUUUGUUUUUUUACUCUCUCGAAGAACACUUUUUCCGGGUAAUAUAAAAACGCUUCAAAUUAUUGACAUCAUUAUUGAUCUUCAAUAAAUACGAAAUUUUUACUAUUGGUAGUUUACUUUGAAAUUUGUCUAGACUCCCAACAGUUUCUCAUUCAUUUCUCGGGUUACCAUGAUUACAAGGGUAAAUAUGACGUACGUACUUUGACCGAUGGAUGGACCACUGUUGUAAAUGAAAAGUUGGGAAAGUAGGAUAUUGAGGAAAAUUGAAUGUAUGUCGGUAAGCUAAGAUUAACCAUGGCUAAAGAAAAACGAUUCUGAGUGAAGCUCGGUUAAUAGUAUUGCUUUUUCAACAAUAUGUCAUAUUAUAAUCAAAUAGAUGUAUAUUGAAACAAUUUGUAUGGACUAGUAACUAGAUUAUUUCCACAUAAUUUUUACUAAAACGAUUCUUGUCAAAAUUUGAUAUUAAGAUUCUUAAAAAAAAAAUAAUUCUACAUUAAACACAUUUUUUUUUGUUUUGACCACAAAGUAUGACCUAUAAUGAACCCCCCGUCAAAUUUCUAAGCAUUUCUAACAAUUUUACUCACAGAAUACCUACCAAAUAAAAAUUACUCACAUAAUUAAAAUGCCUAAAUAGCUUGAAUAUAGCUCAAAUGUGUUUACAGUUUUACCAAGUCAAAUAAGUUGUCUGUACCAGUUUAAAGUUACUAUGAAUAUAUUUUUAACUAAAUUAUAAAACCAUUAUUUUCGUAAAUUUUCGUAUAACAAGAUUAAAUCAUUAUGUUAAUCCACUGGCCAUACAAUUAUUAGACAAUGCCAAAAAACAUUUGACGCCUUAAGCGUCUGAAAUCAUACGACUUAGUUUAAGAAUAUAAAUUAUAGAUAGGGCCACUUCAUUGAAAGUGUGACUUCAUCAACCUAUAAAGUAUAUAUUAACAUCUAGUAUGUAACAUACAUAUAUGUAUAAAGACUUUCAAGUCGUUUGAAAAAUAAAGCCUCGAGGUAUUUGAAAAAAAAAAAAAAAUAAUAAUAUUUGUUUAAUAUUGUACCGAUUUUCUUGCGUUUUUCUCGGUUUUCUCAUGUUUUUUCUUGGUUUUUCACAUUUGCUGAGAAAACUUGGACAAAUCAAAAAAUGACCUCUCUAAGAUACUAUGGAAAUACAAUUUCCUUUUAGAACAUAAAUUAUAGAUAUAGAUAUAGAUAUAUCUGAGCAAGAUUUUUGUUAGAAAAGUUUGCACAACAAAUAGAGGGGUAUUUUGCAAUCAAAAUAGUCUAAGCGAGCGAUAGCUUGGGUCUCUAGGUACACCCAAAAUGCAUUUGUUUUUCCUUGUUUAGGUAAAAAACACAAACAAUUUUUUUUGAAACACGGGUUUGAACUCACGAAAUCUAGGAUGCAAAUAGGUAUGCUCGUUUUUUAAUUGGAAAUAUUUGUGUUAGAAAUCGUGGUAGGUGCUUAUUUAAAAUAACGAAAUCAUAAAAAAAAACGUAUUGUUUUUCCUGGUUAAUCAUUUUAAUUUUAAAUAUCGUUUCGAAAAUCAAAAAAUAACCAAGGUAUUUACCUUAUAGAUAAAAUUGACUUAAAAAAAGGAAAAAAAAUCAUCUGAUGAUUUUGAAAAUUGUAUUACGUCUAGGUAAGUUAAAUAUAAAUAUUAUUGCCAAGUUUCAAAUCUCUAUGUGUAUUUAUAACCGAAUUACAGCAAAAAAAACUCCCAAAAAUUAAAAUUCCUUAAAAGCUCAAAAGUGGCUUAAAACUUUUGGCGAUGAUACCAUAAGAAAUUAAAUCAAAAAGUCAACAAAAAAAAUAUUUAGUGAUUUUUCGAUUAAAUUAUUUUUCUGGUAGAGAACUUCGUCUGUGGUAUUUUAAAUUAAUUAAAUCAUGAAAUUUUACGUUUUCGUACGUUUUUUGCCACUUAGGUGCUUUUAUUUAAAAAAUAUCACCGAAAAAAGUUACCACCCAUAAUUUCUAUCUAUAAUUUCCUCCACGGAACAUCUGUGUAAGCAGAUUCCGGAACACCAUAGGAUUAGGAUGACAUCUAUCACGUUCAAAAGUUUCCUGCAGUAUUUAACCAACAACAAAUUGUGGUUGCGCAGACGAACAAGAAGACUCAAGGCUAGAUUCUUUGGCUUUUAAAGUAUUAAUUUACUUAAAAAGCAUGGUAUUUUCAACUUUAAUCUCAAUUAAUUUAAUGCAGAGGUUAAGAAGUUAGUCAGUCUGGUGUUUAAAUCCUCAUAUUGAGAUGCUUGGCGAUGAGAAGAGACUUUAUUAGAGGCUAAUAUUUCAGACUUGAAGGACUUGAGAGCGGCCAUAAGGUCUGCAUUAGAAAUGGACGUAGAUAUAGUGCGAGUGGAUGAAGCUUUGACGGUAGGUUUAAUGGGUGUGCUGAGUUUUUGUGGCAUAUCGAAACUUAACUGAUUCAAAUAAACCCGCGUCUUGAAAAGUACUUGGAUGCACACGAAAGUUAAUCAACCACUUCAACACUUUGUAGACUGCAGCGUAAAUCACUACGCACACUAUGUAUGUGAGGAGAAAAACUGUGGGUUGUAGUAAAGACGCUCAGCCAGCAGUGUCACAUAGCAGGUAAGCGUCCUUGAAGCGAAUUACGAGUUAAUCGCUAUAAAGGUCGUUAACGAAUCGAUAACGGUAUAUGCGUGUCGAUAAGGUGAUGAUGGAAUAAAAACUUACGUUUCAGUAGUGGCCGUGUAAAGUUAAUGGAAGCAAUAUUUUGUCAUAUUAUAAUAAAAUGAUUACAACAAUGUGCGUUUCCAUGACAAUGAUUGUUUAAAAAAGAUUUAAAUAAUAAAAACUUAAUAUUAACAAAAAAUAAAUAAAAAUGGUUGCCAAUGGCAAUCUUAUUUUUAAUCUUUCACCCUUUUUUAAACUAAAGAACCUGGUUUUCCUCAUUAUCUCGAAUGUUAUUAAGAAUUUCAAAAAAACACAUUUUUAAAGUACCACUCAGAGGAUAUUUUCUUUCAGAAAAGUUGCUAUACUUGAUUAUCGGAGUAUGCUUUUUGGUAGAAAGUGUUCACAUAAUAAAAAAAAUAAUAAUAAACAUCUUUUUAAAACCAAUGCAUUCUUCGCUCCUUUUAGAAUCUACAAAAAAAAAAAAAACCAGAAUGAUUGAAAAUAUACUACAUUUAGAAAUGUUUAGGUUUUUUAACCCAAAUUUUCGGGUUAAAACCUUCUGGCCGGACAAAAUAAAUUUUCCAGGCUAAAAUAUUAUCCCAGUAAAGCUUAACACGUGAAUGGAAAAAACAAAAAUCAUGAAUUAGGAGUAAAAUCAUCUUAUUAACCCAGCUCAACUAUGGGAAUUGGUAAUUUAAAAUCCGGAUCUUAAAAAAAGCCUUUUGAUAUUUCGAGUCUUGUUUUUGAGCAGACCAAAUUUCCAAAAACUUUUUAGUUGAAUUGCUAACGUUUAAAACAAAACUAUAUAUUUAUGAAUUGAUUAUAUUUUUACCUUGCCAAUAUACGACUCUCGUACAGUUUUGAAUCGAAUAAUUGCGUACAAACUUAUGAAUUUACAUUAUUUCCACAAAAUAAUCUGAAAUUAAAAUAAUAAUUGUUAUUAAUUUGUAUUAAUUUAUUCAAUAAUAAUAAUUAUAUAAGUAUUUAAUUUUGGCCACCCAUAAUAAAUGUACAAUUUAAUCAAAUUAAAUAAUAUUAUAUUAUACAUAUCAAAUAUAACAAUUAUUUUAAAUAUUCACUGGCAAUAAAUUUUAUCGAUUCAAUGACAUCAUUUGAAGAGGGUGGGGGAUUGAAUAUUUUAUAGUAUUGUAACAAGUUGAAUUUCGGCUAAUUUCUGGCUUUUGUAUAUGUGAACAAUUUGUCAAUAUAUCAAAAAACGUUUUAGAUAUAAUAAUAUUUUGUUCGCAUCUUUCUCGCAGAUAAUAGGUAAUAUAAUAGUGGUCGAAUCUUCGGUUUUCCUAUUUGUCGAUCGAUUUGCUAGUUUGAAAAUCUAAAAUACCUUUUAAUAAUGAAGGUUAGGUGAUACAAUUUUUAAUUUCUGAACUUUUUUUAGAUUAUGAGUAGAGUGAGUAAUGUAUUGGUUUUACAAUGAUGUUUAUUAUUAUUAUUUUUUUAUGUGAACACAUUUUCUACCAGAAAGUAUAGUCCAAUUAUCAACUAUAAUACUUUUUCUGAAAGGAAAGUUUCUCUGGGUAGUGCUUUAGAGAGGUCCUUUUUUAAAUUCUCAUUAAUAUUCGAGAUAGUAAAAGAACCAAGGUUCUUUAGGUUAAAAAAGUUUGAAGAUUAAAAUUAAGAUUUUCAGUGGCAACAGUUUUUAUUUAUUUUUUUUUAUAUUAUUAAGUUUUUGUUAUUUUAAUAUUUUUUAAAUAAUCAGUUGUCAUAGAAAUGCACAUUGUUGUAAUCAUAUUACCAUAAUAUGAUAUAUAUCAUAUAAUGUAUUGUGAACAAAGCAAUACUGUCAACUAAACUCCGCUCAGAAUCGUUUUUCGUUAGCAAUGGUCUAUCGUUGCUUACAGCUAAAUUCCCGUCUGUAUACGAUCUUCCCAACUUCCCAGUUACAACAGUGGCUGCAUUCAUAUGCAAUGUAUGUCCAUCUUUUUUGUGAUCUACUUUUCUACCAAAAAUCAUUUUACAAUUAAAAAAUUAUAUGAUACCUUUUUGGUUGAAUUUUGAAUCUAGUUAGUUAUUAUUUCCACAUCUACGUCCUUUUAAAAAGACAAUUUUGUCUAGUUAAUGUGUAAUUUUUGAUUUUCUAAGCGGUAACAAUAAAAUUGGAAAAACCUGAAUUUGAUUAGGACCAGUUUUAGACGAUAAAUACAAAUUCUACUGUGUAAAUCAUUUGAACUUUUCAACGUGUCCGGCUCUAGGUACCGAGUAUUUAUAAAAAUAAAGUGCCUAUAUUAUUGUACAAGUUAACUAUACAAACUUCGCACGUCAAUUGUCUAUGUGGGUUCGAUGAUGUGAGUUUACAAACAAAACUCUAUUAUAAAAGUGCUGAGUUUGUGUCACGUGCGUGUGUAUAAGUAUACAGGGUGUCCUAUAGUGGUAUCCUUAUUCUUUAUGCUCAUUUUUUUUUCCAUUUGGGUUUUGUGUGAGAGGGACACAUAUAUAGAAAAAAAAAUUAAAUUUUUAUUUUCAGCUCUUACUGAAAGAAAAUCCCUUUAUUUUUCCACUUUUUAAAAUUUUCAAAAUAACCAUUUUGUAAAAUAUAUAUUUUUAAAUAAUAAUUAUUUAAAUAUAAUUUUUAAAAAUUUGUUUGCACCGUACAUUCAUAUCCGAUUAAAAGUUUCUUAGUACACUAUAGUAUUCAAUAAGCGUGAAAACAAAUAGUAUUCAAUAGAAGAUAAGAAAUUACACGCUGAUUGUGAUCUCUUGCAACGCAAUGUGUUAUUCUAUUAACAAUUAAUUGUUUUCAUUCCAAUUUUCUAGAAAUUUAACGUAUACUACUAAGAAACUGUUGUUUAAAUAUGAAUGCAUAUUAGCAAUUAAUGUAAUAUAAUAUUACAUUAAAAUUUGUAGAGCAAUAUCUUUUACAAAAUGAAUAUUUUUUUUACUAAUUAAGAGAUGAAAAUAAAAAUUACAGUUCUCUCUACAAAAGUAUUCUUGCACAGACCCGAUUGAAAAUAAAAUGAAUAUUGACAGAUUUAAUGGCAUAAGGAUAACACUGUAGGACACCAUGCUUACUUAUUUGAAGUCUUUAUUCUAUGGAAUAAUUUGAUGACCACCUAUAAUAUAUUUGUAAUAAUAAUAAUUAUAAUAAUUUGAUUAUAUUAAAUUUGUUUGUACUUUGGAUUUAACUACUUUUUCAUUUUUAGAUUUUUACUUUAACAUUGUUUUUUAACGUAUAAUAGACACGUUAAUAUUAUUCUCGCUUAUAUUAUAUGAUGUAUAAAUUAUAAACUAAUAACAAUGAGUCUGGUGAUGCUGUAAACUUUCCCGUGUUUCCUACGUUUUUUUUUCAAAUUAUUGAGAAAAUUACAUGGAAAAUUAAAAAAAAAAUUACUAGAUAAAAUUUUCUUUUGGACAAAGUGUUGUUCUUAAAACUUGGAGUAAGAUUUCUGAUAGAAAACGAAAAUAGUAAAAAAUAAAAUUAACGUAAUUGUUACGCCUUAAUUAUUAGUCGUUUUUUCCGUUACGGUAUUUUCGUAAAAUUUUCCUAAUUAUUAUGAAAACAGCCUGGAGAAUUAAGAAAUGAUAAACACAAUGCGUCAACUAGAUCCAAAAUUAACGAUAAAUGCCACAUGUCAGUUUUCGAUUAGAGUAAUAUUUCCAGUAAAAAAUUGGUUUACAAUUGGGGGGAAAAAAAAGAACACAUCAUAAUAUUAUAACCAACACAUUGGCUCGUAUCUCAGUCUAAAAUUCUAAAAAAGAUUUAUGUUGAUCAUAUAUUAUAAUAUGAUGAUAAGAGGUUAUUCGUUUUAUAUUUGUAAAAAAAAAAAAAUUAUAAUAUUAGGUACCUAUAUUAUAUAUUUAUAUAUUUUAUUGAAGCGGCUUCCUUUGUCAUGCACAUAGGUAUAUACACUCAAGAGGUCAUGGAUAUUAAACUUGAACUCCCUGCUGCUGCAGGUAGGCAUUUGAAAAAAAUACUCAUCUUUAUUCCCAUCCGAAAAUUCUCAAUACCUUUGUGAAAAAUUUGCUGUUAUUAUUAUUAUAUUUCUCUCCCCUCUCCAUUCUUCUACUCUUUCUCGCCCGUCGUUUCAUUUUACCGGACCGUCUAAACGAAUAAAUAGAGUUCAAGUACGGUCACAUACUCGUAUAUAAUAUAAAAUAAAAAAUAAAUAAAUCACCAAUCUCGCGGGUCAUUGAUGUUUUUAUAUACAUUAAAGUCGAACUGCUAUCGUUACCCGACUACGCACACAAUAUAUUCGUCGAAAACCCCCAUGACGUAUAUAUAAAUAUAUAACAAACAAAUGACCAUCAAUGUCCGUUUGAUUUCAAAAUACCACCAAAUAGUUGUAAAUGAAUUACAAAUAAUUACAAAUCGAGUUUCAUUAAUUGUAAAUCUUUUUUUUAUAUUUUUUAUCAAUUUUUUAAUUUUUUGAACAAACGUGGAUUGAGCACAGUCAAAAUUUAAUUGGUUUGCGUAUGCGCAUAUAUAUUUUCAUUAUCUCUACUCGUAUAAAUAUGUUGUGUUCUUUAUGGCUAGAGCCUAGAAUUAUAAAAUGCGUUUGAAAUCAAACUGUUUUCAUGGACCAAAUUUUAUUUUGCAUAUCGAUGUCAUAUUUGAAAGGUUAAAGUAUUUUUAGUUAUUGUAUAAUUUCCAUAUUUUUUAUACUCUGAAUAAAUAAAUUAGGUAUUUUCUCUUUUCACAUUUUGUUUCCCUAUAAAGACGAGAAUUAAUAUGUUGUUCAUCAAUUUAUUAAUUUAAAAGUUAAGAUUAUCAUCAUCAAAUUGUUAGUAAUCGAAAAUUAUAUUUUUAAUAUUAAAUUGCUGUCAGAGAAAUUAAAUAAUUAUGUAGGUAGUAGUUACUAUGUACCAUGGUUUAUGAUAGACUUCAAAUGUAAUUUAAUAUAUAAUUAUUUGAUAUAAAUAUGAAAAAAGAUUUACAAUUAUUUGCAAUUAUUUAGUGGUAUUUUAAAGUCGAGCGGACAAAGUGGGGGGGCCAACUUCAUAAUAGUAAACAAAUGCGCGCUUUGUUUUAAACUUCGUAUACCUAACCCAACCGUUUUAUUUGAUCGUUUUAAAUCAAAAACAAACAAUAUUACGGAAUUCUUCCGAAUUUCACGUUACGGUCUUUUUUUAUUUAAAAAAUUAUUUAUGUUAAAACUUUUUGAAUACAUAUAUUCUAAUUUUCUUUUGCCUUUGUUUUUUAGAUUGAAACUACCUCUCACUUUUGAUUUUUAACCUAUAUUAAAAACUACAUAAACAGAUAAAGUUUUAGUUUAUAUAUAGUUUGUCAUAAAAUAUUUAAUUUCCGUCAACCCGUCUACGAGGUAUUACAAUUUUAAGAUAGGGUAGAGGGAAAGUAAUGGAACUAAUAAUGCUUCAUUACUCUUCUCCUACUCUAACUUGAAUGUGAAAUAUAUCGUCAACACGUUGACGGUAGUUAAAAAUAUUAACAUUGAAAUGUAUUUAAACAAAAAUGUCACCUAUUUAUGUAAUUUGUAAAAGAAGUUGUUAUUUGAAAAUCAGUAGCGGGCAGUGGUUUUAACCCCGAAAAUAAAUGAUAUAUGAAGGCAAUAUAUCAUUUUAGAAUAUUUGAUUCCGAAAAUUAUUUUUACACAAGUAAUUUUUUGAAAAAUCAGCAUUUCUUGGACAUAUUGACUGUAACGUGAAAUUUAAAAUUCUCUGUAUGUGCAGUGGCUCUUCGGUUACGGCAAUUUGAAAUUCCGACGAAUGUCUGUUAAACAUAAUCACACUGUUGAAUUAUACAACAUUUUCUAAGACUUGGAAUUAAAAUUAAAAUUGUAUUCACUACCCAGCUACACAUACUAAUAUUACGUAUUCGUUAUGAUUUUCAGCUUCGCUGUCCGUGAUGAUGGCUGGCACGUCGUUCGGCUGGCCGUCACCCGUAUUGGCCAAACUGGCUAAUGGCAGUCUGAAAAUGGAGGCGACCAACGAACAGCAGUCGUGGAUGAUCGCCAUGUUGGAGCUGGGUAACCUGCUGUCACCGAUACCGUUCGGGGUGCUGGUGGACUUGGUGGGCCGAAAACCGUGUCUGCUCAUGACCGGCCCACUAUAUAUAAUCAGCUGGCUGAUGGUGUUGAGCAGCAAGACGAUCGGCGUGCUGUACUGGGUGCGGCUACUGCAGGGUGCGUGUAUAGGCAUCGUCACUACGGUGGUGCCCAUAUACAUCGGCGAAAUAGCCGGCGACAAUAUACGUGGUGCGCUCAGCACGUUCUUCAACGGCAUGCUCAACGCUGGUAUACUGUACGUGUACUGCGUCGGGCCGCUAGUUUCGUACGACGUGCUCACGUAUUUUUCGUUGCUAGUGCCGUGCGUUUUCCUGGUAGCGUGUGUAUGGAUACCCGAGUCACCGUAUUACUACGUUAUCAAGGACAACGACAAGAAAGCACACGAGGCGUUGGCGUGGCUGCAUGGCGGCCGCGGAGUUGCGGAACCGGAUGCGGUGUUGCACGAGCUGUUGCACAUCAAGACCGAGGUGAAAAACGAACUACAGAACAAGGGCUCGAUGCAUGACCUAUUCGGAUCUCAGUGCAGCAGGAAGGCGUUCGGCAUCGUCCAGAUUGUGGCCGCGGCUGACGUGCUAUCCGGCAUGACCACAGUGCUGGCAUACGCGUCGUCCACGUUCGCACACGCCGACACGGUCCAAACGCUGUCGCCCGACCAGUUCACCAUGCUGUUGGGGGUGUUGAUAUUUUGCACUACGUUCGUCACCGGGUUUCUGGUGGACAAACUAGGUCGUCGGCCGCUGUUGCUAUUUUCGUGUUUCGGAUGCGGUGCGUUCGAACUGGUUACCGGCAUGUACUAUUACAAACGGUGGGGCAGCGUCGAAUCGUUGGGCGCCUGGAUCCCGUUCACGGCCAUCGGGUCAUUCGCCGUCAUUUAUAGCAUAGGGCUAGGCCCACUAUUGCCCACACUCCAGGGUGAGAUGUUCCCGUCCAACGUCCGGGGGUUGGCCAGCGCCAUCACGUCCGUCACGUUGACCGUCAUAUCGUUCAUUGGACUGAAGAUGUACCAGGUGAUCACUGACAACUGGGGCAUACACGUCAACUAUUUCAUCUACGGUACCGGGUGUCUGGUGUCGUUCAUACUCAUUUACCAUUUUCUGCCGGAAACUAAGGGCAAAACGUUCGCGCAGAUUCAAAGCGAAAUCAUGAAGACCAUCGAUGAUCCCCAGUCACCUCCGACGCCCGUCGAACUUGAUCAUUCGCGUCGGCGAAAGUCAAAUAACGUGACCAUGACCGGCAUAUAAUAUAAUUACGCCUAAUAAUAUAUAAUAUUGGCCUGCAGUUGGCCGAAACGUUGUUAUUUAUGACUUUUAUUUUGUUGUUUUUUUUUUACGUUUUCGCCCGAUUUGUAUAUUUGAAAUUAUUUAUUAUUUAUGAAUUAUAAUUAAUUAGAACGAGGUACCUAUAAUAAUAUAUUGUAUCGUAUAGUUUAGUAAGGCACGUACUGAAUCCGAAACAUAAGUAGGCUGUAUGCCCGGUUAAAUACUUUUAAUCUUUAACCAGCACGUUAAAAUAUAAUAUUUGUUGUAUCAAUCGGAUGAGGGGGAAAUUCAACGGGCCGUUAUCACGGACAUUGUUCACGGUUCAAAACUCGAAAAUAUAGCAAUGAUCAAUAAUAUGAUAUACGUAUAUAAGACACGUCCCGCAGCAUAUAGAACCGAAAACGCGCAAAAGGACGCGCGUGCAAUUUGAUUGACAGUUAUCCUCUAUAUAAUUUAUAGUAUUAUUAUUAUAUUCGUACCUACGUGAAAGCGCUCCGGUUCGGUUUGAAUCCCAAAGAGGGAUAAAGUUUUGGAAAUUGCGUUAAGCCUCGGUUUACUCACCUCCAUCAUCCGUCCCUACGAAAACAACGUACACGGCCACACGUGGAGAGCGACGAAGACAGAAGAGACCCUAAUCAAUCAUAAACGAUGUUUAGUGACAUAUUCAGCGCGACGAACAAGAACCGUUAUCUCGCGAUUUCGAUCGAAAACAAUAUAAUAUAUAUAUAUAUAUCCGUACAUCAAACCUACCUGCCUGGCCUAUACCCAUGUUAAACAAAAAAAAGACCAAACAAAAACCGAAGAAAACUUUAUGUUAAUCGUUGUUUUUUAUACGAGAAAAUUUAUACUAUUUUUAUUCCUACAUAAUAUAUUACACAUCGAAAAUAACCGGGAAAAAACGUGGAAAAAACGGGAAAAUUAGACAAUAUUAAAAAUGAUUGUUAAAGAAAAAAUUAAUAUUACAUAUGUAAUUAUUUUACCAUAAUAUAACAUACAUUUUGUUGAUAAAGCAACACAAUUAACCGGACUCUGCUCAGAAUCGUUUUUUUCGUUAGAAAUGGUUAAUCGUUGCGUACAGUUAAACAUUAAAUUUCUCCUCUACCCUCCCAACUUCUUACCUAAAAUAGUGGCCCAUCCACGUGCGAAGUAUGUCCGUAUUUUUUAUAAUCCUUUUUAUGAUCAAAUCUUUAUGAAAAUCGUAAAUAUUACGGCCUUUCAAAUCAUGUAUAAACGAACUUCGCACAGAAUCGGAUUUCGUUAGCAAUGGUUGAUCGUUGCUUACAAAUAUAACUUGAAUAACUUUAUGUAUUCUACCUUCCAGACUUUCUUCUACAAAAUUAAUGUACUAAUUAGCAGUAUCAUCUCUUUUAGAUUCUGAGUGGCGGGAGGAAUGUAUUAGUUUUCCUAUGAUGUUUAUUUUUUUUUUUAUAUUUUAGAUUCUGAACAUAUUUUUUUUUAUACUGUGUACAAAAAUUUUACCAAAAAUCUUGAUCUGAAUGUACGUGCAGCACUAUUUCAAAAAGAAAAUAUUGUUUAUAGAUAGUACUUUAAGGAGAUCAUUUUUUGAUUUUUCAAACGGUAUUCAUAAUAUUAAGAAAAACCCGGAAUAAAAUGUUAAAAAAAUGGGAGACUUGAAAUUUAGACAGAGAAUUUACAUUUAAUUUUUCUAGAUGUGGUAAAAUUUUCAAAACAUUUUAGCUAUUUUUGAACUAUUUAUAAACAUUUUAAUUUUACGAGUUUUGUAUGUAAUUUGUAUUCAGUAUAUUAUUAUCUAUAUUAAAAAUGUUAGACUCAACAGGAAUGCUUGAACAUUUAACAGAAAAUUCAUUAAACCUAGAGCACACAUGCUUCACGGUCUAAAAGACUUGGUUUUUUGAAUUUUGUUCAUUGUUUCGAAAAUACAGACUAUUAACCUAACCCAACCUAAGUAACAUCUAAUUAGGUGAUAAACUAAAAUUAGAUACUCCUAACUGUAUACGUUCUGAUAUCUGUAAAAUAGAAGGAUUCAAAGUUCAUUACCUAUACAAAUAUGGUCUAAAAGACAGAAAGACAGUGUGCGUGUUUUAUUGUGACAUUUAUAAACAAUUUAAUUUUAUGAAAACUCAAUUGUAAUUUUUUUUUAAAUUGUGUUUCCUAAUAAUUUUUAGCCGAUAAAUGUCCAUUAAUCAUUAUUUUAUUUCCAUUGUGUCUGACGAGAUUGCUGUUAGUUGAAACUGGUUCACCAUAUUGUGUGCAACUAUAUUACACGUAAGAAUAUAACGUCAAGCGUACAUUACUUCAUAAAAUCCAAUACAAAUAUUGCCGUAGACGAGUACGUCGCUGGUAAUUUUUAUCAUUUAUCAUCAUUAAUUUUUAUUUUUAAAAAUAAAUAAUUAUUACUUUAAUUUAUGGUGUUUUAAUUAAAAUAUUUCAAUACAUGGUCAAAAACAUGGUGGGGAGGGGGUAGUUAAAAUUUGUACUUCGCGGAUAAAAAAAAAUUGAGCUUAGUGUAGUUUUUUUUUUUUUUUAUAAAGGAAUUUUAAUAUCAAAUAUGAACGAUUUGUCAGUUAUUAAAACUAGUCAAUAGUCAGCUAUCCAAUAAUUUUCUAGACAGUAAAAUUUUUAACAAAUUUUAGCCAUUUUAAUAUUGCGAGUUUUGUGUAUAAUUUUUAUUCAAUGGUAUUCUGUAAACGAAAUGAUAAAUGGCUAAACAGAAAUUAUUGCAUAUUUAAUGAGAGGUUUUUUUUUAAAAUUUUCAAACUGGUUAAACUCUGUGGUAAAAAAAAAAAAAAAAAUUGAGCUUAAUGUAGUAUUUAUUUUUAAAAAGGAAUUUUAAUAUAAAAUUUGACGUACAUUUUUUGAGCAAAAAGUUAUGUGGAACAAAUCUAGUUACUGGUCCAUGUAAAUUUUUUAUUUUUUUUUGUUUUGAUCAUAUGUACCUGUCGUCAAUUUAAGAGCGUUGUGAAAUCAGAAUUGAGCGGACUGACUUAGUUUCGAAAUUAUAGAUUUUUGAAGUUCUAAUAUUAUGUGGAUAUUAUAUAUAUUAUUUUAAUGAACAACACAACUGAUGCAGGGUUAAAUAAUUCAAUCAGUGGAACAACUAGAGGGUUGGGGGUUGUGACCUCCCUUCCCCGAUUUAUGUCUGUUAGUUUAUUGUGAAUUUUACGUAGUACUUACCGAUUUAAAACAUAAUGUUGUAACAUCGUAUAUAAAUAAGUGAUAACAACUAUCAUCAUAAAGAUCAUUUUCUACAAUUAAGAGGCUAAAAACGUAUUUAAGAAACACUACAGGACAGCAGAAACUUAAUGGAAUGCCACUUUAAACAUACAAAAAAAUUAGCACAUUACAGCAUUCGCUCUGAAGGCGACUAUUUACGUAAUAUUAUUUUUAAAAAGUAUUCAGAAU
Cinara cedri is the source of this 24887-nucleotide messenger RNA. The record is from the annotation of a GenBank genome assembly. NCBI's taxonomy places the organism in Eukaryota, Metazoa, Arthropoda, Insecta, Hemiptera, Aphididae.